AUGUCUGCUCAACAAGACCAACAAUCAAUAGAUAAUUUACUUGAUUGUCCAAUAACAGGAACACGUUUUGUUGAUCCUGUUAUAGCUGAUGAUGGAUAUACUUAUGAACGACAAGCAAUUGUUGAAUGGUUACGUCAAAAACCAGUUAGUCCUAUAACACGACAACCAAUGUCUAUUGAUUGUUUACGUUCUAAUCGUAUUGUUAAACAAAUGUUAGAUGUAGAGAAAAAAGCCGAAAGACAAAGUUAUCGAUUUAAAUUAAAUAUUGAUGUAAAAAAGAAACGAAAUCGAGCUUUAUUUCAAAAUGGUGAUAAAUUUAUAUACGAAGCUGAAUGGUUAAAUAAUGAACAAGGACCCGAAAUUGUUCUUUUACAUAUACGCGGUGCUCGUGCAUCAAAAGAAGCCUCAUUUUAUGCUAAAUUAAGUCGUCAUCCGAACAUAAUUCGAACUUUGGGUGUUGUAGAAUCAAGCACUGAAGAAAAUAUGGGUAUAAUGUUACUUCAAGAAUAUGCUCCAUUAGGUGAUUUAUCAGAAUUAUUGCUGAAUCAACCAAGAUUACCCGACAACGUACAUAUUUUUUGUGAAAUAUUUCUUCAAAUUAUUGAUGCUAUGACUUUUCUUGCUUCGAAAAAUAUUGUUCAUGGUGAUUUAGCUUGUCGAAAUAUCUUAGUAUUUAGUUAUCAUCAUACUGAUCCAGAGAAAAUUCUUGUUAAAUUAACAGACUUCGGUUUAACACGAGCAAGUACUAUAUAUCAAAGAACAAACUAUGUAGCAUCAACAAUUAAUACAGUUCCAAUUCGAUCGAGUGCACCAGAAAUUUUGCAAUCACCAAAUGAUAGACAAUUUUAUACGGAAAAAUCCGAUAUAUUCUCUAUGGGUGUUCUUAUGUGGGAAUGUUUGUCGAAAGGAGCAAUUCCAUGGGUUGAGAAAUCAGAUGAUGAAGUAAUUAGAAAUGUUCUUAAUGGUGAACGAUUAAAACGACCUAGGAAUGGUCAAUGUUCUGAUGAUUUAUGGGCAAUCAUUUUAAAAUGUAUGGCACAUCGUCCAGAAGACAGACCAACUUUUGUUCAACUUGAUCGAUUGAUUUCAAAUUUAUUUUCAAAUAGAGUAUCGAUGUUUAGCAGAUAUGCACAAUAUGCUUUUUUACAACAUCAGAGAAACGGUGAAACAAAUUCAAAUAGUCGACUAUCUACCGCAAUUUCUGCCACUAGUUUUCAACCGUCGCCUGCUACAGUUGCUUCCGUCGAUUCUCGACAAGCAACAGUGUCAGAAGAAAAAAUGGUUCUAAUAGAAGGUCCAUUAAUAAUACAAAACGACGGUCGAGCUGCGGGAUAUUUCAAUUGUCAGAACGAUUUUCUUGGACUUGGCGGCUCAAAUCUUUAUUCAUCUGGCACCCAUCGUAUUAAAUUACAAUUCAUGGCAUGUGAAGGAAUUACACAGAUUGAAUUUUUUGGUAUCAUCAGUGACAGUCUGAAAUAUCAAGCUAGUAUGACACAUUGGACUGAGAUGGCUUGCACCUAUGGUUGUGGUACUCGUUUUAAGUGUGAAAAAGGUAAACGUUUUCCCAAAGCCGAAGAUCUACCAAUUCGUAAUGGAACUGUCAUCCAACUCGCGCUGGAUUGUAGUAAUCAUAAAAUUUACUAUAAAAACGGUAACUCUUAUGUACAAGAAAUUCUUAUUGACACACAAGUAUGUCCAUUUCCAUGGAAAUGGCGUCUUCGAUUUUUCAGCAAAACAGGAUGUCUUCGAUUGACAUGA
Messenger RNA from Rotaria sp. Silwood1, 1758 nucleotides. NCBI's taxonomy places the organism in Eukaryota, Metazoa, Rotifera, Eurotatoria, Philodinida, Philodinidae. The record is from the annotation of a GenBank genome assembly.